Rhodofomes roseus is the source of this 6186-nucleotide messenger RNA. Its product is annotated as atypical/PIKK/PI4K protein kinase. Gene Ontology annotation, cellular component: plasma membrane; cytoplasm. Lineage: Eukaryota; Fungi; Basidiomycota; Agaricomycetes; Polyporales; Fomitopsidaceae. The record is from RefSeq and is a predicted model, not a curated record. Bases 216 to 6086 code for a protein of 1956 amino acids. Gene Ontology annotation, biological process: phosphatidylinositol-mediated signaling; phosphatidylinositol phosphate biosynthetic process. The transcript has 34 exons. Gene Ontology annotation, molecular function: 1-phosphatidylinositol 4-kinase activity.
CUUACUGUAUCGAGUUGCCAAACGGAGCACUGCACCAGAUUUUGAUCGCCGGAUGGGCAUUUGCUCCCCGGACCCAAGUGACCGACGUCUUCACUGCGCUCAGGCCCAUCUUGAGUCUUGACGCGUGUGAGCUGCAACCAUCCCACUGGGUUCGAGUUCUCGAUUCUUUGCGGCUCAAACUACACUCUGGAUACCCAUCCUUUCUCUGACGCACUAUGGAUUGUUUGGAGCUUAACAUACGUCAACUCAUAUUGACUGACCUCGCAAUCAAUGUCGGAGAGGCAAAGGAAGACGUACACAAUACAGACGUUGCGGCCGCAAUAGACUUGGUGACGUCGAAUGUUGAGACGCGUGCUGUGGAGGAUGCAGACGAAGAGGAGGAUGCUGAGGAAGCGAGAGUCUUCAUGUCAAACUCCAGGGUGCAAUGCAGUAUUGGAUUCGCGGAACUCGCCGUAAGCUUGCCCGACGUGCACGUAGAGCAAACAGUCCCCGUGCUUGUGGACAUCCUGCGUGAUGUUCCCUACAUCGACUUCGACCAAUGUCUGUUCUGGGAAGAAUGGGCACUGCCUGAUCAGCUCGUCUUUUCUACGGUGUCUGCCUUACUUCAGAUUGCCAAUACUCAUUCGGAGUAUCGUGGGCAUGCAUUCGACGCGAUAGUGCGAUUCACCGACAAGAUAGUGAGCUUGCUCAAAACCGGCGAGGCGGUGGAUAUCCUCACUCAGAUUGCCCCCGCCUUCCACGGAUUCUAUAGGGCAAUUAUCUCCGUAUCAUUCAAUUGGUCUGUCAAAGAAUGGUCUACUCUGUCUCAACUGCUCAAUGCGCUAUUCGACGUCGGUGUCGCUGAACGGCUGAAUCGGCUACUCAUCGACAUAGUACCGAGCGGCGCAGAAGAAGAAGAAAUGGACCAGAUACAAUACAUCCAUACGUUGUUCACUCGAUACGUCUCGCGCGGCAGACCGCUGAGCGGCUACUUCAUCGUAUGCUGCGUCACAGAGGCGGAGUGGACAAUCCUCGCACAGGCAGUGGGCAACGCAACCAUGUCAAGCAAUCCCGGCUAUCCCGACUUUGUAGAAGCGGCCGCCGCCAACAAGGCAUGGCAGGCAUUACUGCGAAGUGCCAUCGCCGACAACACAGUAUCGGAUGAAGGUUGCAGGCAGACGCUGAAGGCGACGCGAGACUAUGCUAUGAAGUCUUUCUCCACCCUGCUGGUACAGAUCGAGGAAAUGGACACAGAGCCAUCGGAGGACAGCUACGCUUGGGAAACAAUGUCGGAGAGUCUGAAAUUGGCGGCUGUGUGUUCAACUGCGUUGGGAGAACUCGACAAAGGACUUUACAACCGACUGAGACGGUUGCUUGGAAUUGAAUCGCCCGCAUGCGACAACAUGGUACGCGAGGCCGCACUCAAGUCUAUUGCCAUCCUGGUCCGCAAUUUCCCUGAGAUUGCUCUUGACAUGGCUGGACACCUCCGUCGCUGGGUCACGUCGCCACUGUCUAUAUUUGAGUUUGAGUUCAUCUCAGGUACGCGGACGCCACCUCCGCUGGUAGCGGCUGCAAAGUGCCUCGCCCUCUGCAUCAAUUUGGCUCCGGGAGACGAUCAGGUCAUGUCGUACAUGUACUCCAUACUCAACUACAUUGCUGCCACAAGCAAGGAGACUAUCGAUGGCACGAGCUCACAUGCCUCGACGGUGACAGACAUGACCGAUAUCUCGACGUUGCACUCAGUAGAAAUCGGCUUGCGUGGAUUGUCGGAAGACGAGAAAAGGACGGUCGGGAUCAGUAGCAUCUCCAUUGCGACUCGAUUGGCACUCGAAUUCCAAUCUGAAGAGGUGACUCGCCUUACGGUGUCAAUGUUGCUGCAACGUUUGCGAACAGCUGAGCCCACUGUGGAAGCAGCCAUUGCAUACAACCUAGUGGAUCUAGCGCUAGUUGCGCCGGAAAGCUCAUUCGUGGACAUCAUCUGCGCCUUCUCCGGCAUCAAUCGCUCCGCGAAUCUAGACGAUCAGAGAUUCUCUAAUAAUCAGGUCCUAGCCGCGCAGACCCGCCUGGCACAAGAACUGCACCGGAGGCCCGAAUUCUACGAUAUCUACCUCGUGGAACUCUUGACGCUCUUCGCAGACAAAGGCGUUGCGAUCCAGAAUGUUGCUAUCUCCAACCAUCUAGCGAAGAUGGAAGACAUGAUCGAGCAACUGGCAUCGCUGCUCUUACCGAUCGACGCGCUUCUGAACCACGAUGAUUUCUGUCCCUCUCCCAAUGCGCCUUCGAACAUCGUGACGUUGUUCCGCAACAUGUGGUUCUUGUGUGUUCUGUUCCAGUUCACGACGCCCAGUGAGCAGAAGCAACAAUCCGCGAUGGACUGGCAGCAGCCCGCCCUGGCUCGCAUCGCUAUGAAGACGCCUCCCCUCAUUUUGGAAGAAGCGCAGGAUACCAUCGUCAGCGACCUUGAAUACAACACGGUCAUACGUCAAGAAUACAUCGAGACAGUCAUAUCGAAACAUCGUUCUCUGUUGGCCAAGCACAUACCAAUCCGUGUCAGCGAAAUACGAUAUCUACUCCCCGGACAGGUCAUCUUCUUGCUUUGCAUGCAUGAUCUGGAGAACAUGCGAUCAGCGGCGGGGCUUCCCUCGUCAUUGGUCACAUUCUUCGUAAACAAUGGAUUGAACAAGAACGCCUCAUUGCAGGCCUGCAUGGAAUCCGUGGCCGAGAAAGUCAUUCGGGGCUGCAUUGGCGAGCUCAACGUGCAGGCGGCCAAGCAGGCUCUACCCCAGGAACUUCCGUUUCAGUUGCGCUCCUUGCUCCUCGCCAGUACGCAUCGUAUUGCCAGUGCUCGUGACAUCGCUUCCAGAUACCUCAAUCGUCUCAUCACUUCGUUCCCAUCCCUUAUGUGUGACCCGCCCCUCGUUUUCGCCAUUCUGGAGGUUUUGACUCUACUACGCCGGGCAUGCGAGAACGAGUUCGUGGACGAGGACAAUCCCGAGUACAUCUAUCAUUCUGACCGUGCCGACAUUACGUUAAAGCUCCCCGACAACUAUGAAGCGCGUAAUCAAAUGCUAGCGGAGUUGCAGAGGAAUGCGAACAGCUGGUUUGAGUUGGCCCUAGGUCGAGCGCCGGUUGAGUUGCACUCCACGUUGCAGAAAUAUCUCGCGGUCAACCAGGUAUUGUCUGCUACAGAGGCAUCGGAACUGGGUGCCUCAGUCGCGCUUCAAUACGGCAGAGCCAUAGGGCCCAUUGACCGCAAGCUGAUGUCGAUAUCUGCAAUGUCGAGCUGGAAGCUUGAUAGCGCCAAACUCAUUGCCAGUCAGAUAGCGUCGAAGGGCUAUUUUGCCGGUGAAGUCAAUGGAUAUAGAGCAGGGCAUAUGGAUGGAUUGGAAAAACAUCACAUCACUAGCUCUGAGUCUGUCGCCGACCUGGAGGCAGAGAAGCUGAAGCUCAAGAUUAUACGUGCUACUGAAGACAUCAGAGAGAAGAGGCAUCCGAUGGCCAUCCGCGAUCUCAAGCGGCUCCUCUUCCGAUGCGCUGCGACUCUCAUCUAUGCUGAUAAGUAUGAGUAUGAUCUGCUACACUACCUCGUCGCACUGCCGUUCGAGGCCUUCACGCCGUCUGCAAUCUCCGCCGGUAUUGAAGCCUGGUCGUGGGUGAUUGCAGAGAAGCCUGAUUAUGAGGUCGCCUUGAUGUCUGAGAUUGGUUCUGCCUGGCUCGCAACUAUCAAGCACGAAAGAGGAAUGUUUUCCAAGGCACUCGACUACACAGACCCAUUCCUUCAUCCCGUUGAGUAUAAUCCCACCGACAAGACUGUCAUCGACCGCAGCACUGCGAGCGCUCGCAGGCUCUUGUCACCGCACACUCUCAUCCUUCAACUACUUUUCAGUAGGAUGCAGGCUGCUAGGUAUCGGAAGCCUGGUCUGAUGCUCCUGCUCCAACGGCUCGCAUUGGCCUCGGCUCGUGCCUAUAAGUCAUACAGCACACACCCACUUGCACGCGAAGUGCGGUUCUCAUUCUUGUUGUUCGGCUUCGAGACGCUCAAGACCUCCCACCUGGAUAUCUUCUGCGAGCAUCAACUUCGGUACAACCUGUAUCGGGCGGCCUUCUCGUGGUUCAGCACACGGCCUCAGUGGUCCUACGGCUCUAACCGCGUGCAGAUCGAUGCCGACAUCAAGUUGCUAUCGGAGUUCCUGAACCAUCUGCAUACAGAUUCAAUCAGAGGGUACCAAGCCAUUUCUAGUUUGAACCCUGGGCAGUCCUCUUCACAGGCCUCUCAGUACAUUGCGUCCCUGAAGAAUCUCAACCUGCCUCUGCGACUCCUCGUAGACAACGAGAUCGCAAGGUUAACAGUGUGGUCGAAUCCGACGAACGACCCGAAACGAGGUCCAGACCAUGUUGUGUCCAUUGAGAAGACUAUGAUGGAUAGCUCAUGGACCAGUGCUGUUCGAAAGACCUGGGAAUUGGACCCCGCAAUUGCUCUUGGACUUGCUGAGCGAUUCAAUCAUCCGACAGUCGACAGAGAAGUUGGCCAUCUCGUGCGGUCCAGUACGCUAGAUACCCUGCAGUAUCCGGAAGCCCUACGAUAUCUAGUUGGAGAUAAGUUAGAUCAGACUUUGCGACGAGACCUGAAGUAUUUGCUGCUAUGGGAACCUAUCCCUCCGAUCCUCGCCGUCAACUUCUUCGAGACGAGAUACCACAACGAUCCCAUACUCCUCCAAUAUGCGCACCGUGUACUGGAGCAGCAUCCAGUCGACCUAACGUUCUUCUUCGUUCCUCAGAUUGUACAGGCUCUUCGUCAUGAUCCGUUGGGCUAUGUGCAGCGCUUCAUCUUCGAGACGGCGAAGAUAUCCCAGCUAUUCUGCCAUCAGAUCAUAUGGAACAUGAAAGCGAAUUGCUACAAGGAUGAUGGAGGAGAGAUUGAGGACCCGAUGAAGCCUAUGUUAGACGACAUGACCGAUCGUGUAGUGAUGUCACUUUCGGGUGAAGCUAAGGCGUUCUACGAGCGCGAGUUCGGAUUCUUCAAUGAGAUCACGUCAAUAUCGGGCAAGCUGAAGCCGUAUAUCAGACGACCCAAACCCGAGAAGAAGGCCAAGAUCGACGAGGAGAUGGCCAAGAUCGAAGUGGACAUCGGGGUCUAUCUGCCUAGCAACCCUGACGGUGUUGUGGUGGAUAUUGACAAGAAGUCUGGUAGACCAUUGCAGAGCCAUGCAAAGGCGCCCUUCAUGGCAACGUUCAAAGUCCGAAAGGAACGCGCUGUGAUCGAGGCUGAUGAGAGCGUCGUUGAAGGCGAAGGGCAAGUGUCAAGAGUAGAGGAGUACGACGUCUGGCAACAAGCCAUCUUCAAGGUCGGCGAUGACUGUCGGCAGGACGUGCUGGCGUUGCAGGUCAUCGCGAUGUUCAAGAACAUCUUCACCAGCGUCGGAUUGAUGCUCUAUCUCUACCCGUACCGCGUCACUGCUACCGCUCCUGGGUGUGGCGUCAUCGAUGUUGUGCCCAACUCGACGUCUCGAGAUGAGAUGGGCCGGGCGAAGGUCAACGAUCUGCUCGACUUCUUCAUCGCAAAGUACGGCGGCGAGGAUACCAUCGAGUUCCAGAAGGCUCGCUUGAACUUCAUACAGUCCAUGGCGGCGUAUUCGGUGGCUUGUUACAUUCUUCAGGUGAAGGACCGACACAACGGCAAUAUCAUGAUCGACGGGGAAGGCCAUAUCGUACACAUUGAUUUUGGAUUCUUGUUCGACAUAGGUCCAGGAGGCGUCAAGUUUGAGCCCAACUCAUUCAAACUCACCCACGAGAUGGUGGUUCUCAUGGGAGGGCGGAACUCGCAAGGUUACCAGAUGUUCCAGCAGCUGACAGUGAAGGCCUUCCUGGCGAUCAGACCCCAUGCAGAUCAGAUCGUGAGCACCGUGCAGAUGAUGCUGGACACGCAGCUGCCAUCAUUCAAGGGAGAGCCGACCAUCAAACGGCUGAGGGAUCGCUUCGCGCUUGGCCUCGCGGAAAGGCAAGCGGCGGAGUGGAUGAUGGCUAUCGUGAGGAAUGCACAUGAGAACGUUAGAAGCACAGCAUAUGACGAGUUCCAAAGGUUGCAAAACGGGAUCCCAUACAAGUAACGCUUUCUGGGUCGUUUUUGAUUCUCGAGUUACGCGGUGUCUUUUUAUUGGCUGCUCUGUAUGUUAACGCCGUCUUACAAAAAGACCAUCGUUCUGGUUC